AUGUAUCCAAGCGACUCAACAUACACGUGUGUCUCAUGUGAUGCUACAUGCAAUGGUAACUGCGAUCAAACAACAGGCAAGUGCACUGGGUGUAUCAACAAUUAUGUGUUUGAAGCAACUAAGAGUCGUGUGUGUGAUGCUUGCAAAUCGUUUGAUCAAAAUUGCAAGAUAUGUUCAUCUGAUUACAACAGAAAAUGUGUUGAGUGUGAGAGUGGAUACUAUCCAAAUCAAAGUGGGGUCUGUGUAUUUUGUAACACAACUAUCACAAACUGUAAAUCAUGUAAUUCAAGAGAAAACAAGUGCUUGUCGUGUCAAGACCCGUAUUAUUUGUCAAACCAAACUAGUCUGAGUUGUGCUUCUGGAACUUAUAAAAAAACUGAAACAUCAUGCGAGAAGUGUUACAUUGGCAUCCCAAAUUGUCAAGCGUGCUCAACUAAAACGGUUGGAAUUCCUGUUUGUAUCACGUGUUAUUCACCUUAUCAAAUUAAUACUCAAACCAGUGUUUGUGAUUCUUGUGGAACAAACGCAUUUUACAACGCCACAACAAAGAAGUGCGAAAAUAAUGGGGGUGGCUGUUUGACUGUUUCGAUUCAAGAACAGUGUUUAAGUUGUUCAGAUGGAUAUUAUCUGUCAAAUAACAAAUGUGUAUCGGCAACCAAAUGUGUGGACAAAUCAACACUUUCGAAAGUAUCAUGUGAGUGUUCAGAUCAAAUAUCAGUUGGAUCGGACUGCCAAAGCACUCCAUCAAAAUGUAUAUAUCAAAGAAACUUCAUAAAUCAAAAAGAAUGCAUUCAAUGCGAAGAUAAUAACAUUGUUAAUGAAAAGACUUGCAAUUCUGUUUCAAAUGUAUUGACUCGAAAUAAUGUCAUUUUUGCAUGCGAAAAAGGUAAAUAUUUGAAUGAAAACAAUCAAUGUGUAACGUGUAAAAACAACUCGUCGAUUUGUAUGAAUUACAAAUCAAAAAGUUUAGUACUGUCAUGUGCCAAUAAUUCAAUUUAUAACGUUGAAACCAUGAAUUGCACAAAUGAAAACAAUUGUUUAAAAUACGGCAAAAAUUAUUGUUCGAAAUGUGUUGAUGUAAACAUGGAACUUAAAUAUGGCAAAUGCUCGGUGUGUUCUGUUCCAAAUUGUAAUAACUGUGAAGGUGGAAAGUGCAAGAAAUGUAACAAAAAUUAUGUAAUCCAAACAAAUGGGUUUUGCGUUGAACAAAGUGAAGUUGGUUGUGUCAAAGCUUAUGGUUUUGUUUGUUCACAGUGUGCCGAGGGGUUUUACUUGAUUGACUCGCUUAACAAUGAAGGAAAAUACAAUUUUUGUAUUCCAAUUACUACCACUCAAAUAGACCACUGUAAAUACUCACUGAUUUUACAAUCAAUAUGUGUUGAAUGUUUGGAUUCUUUCAAACUAAAGAAUGGAAAAUGUUCAGAAAAUUUCAUUGAUGACGAAAACGAUGAAAACAAUUUAACCAACACAAAACAAGAAAUAAAAGGUGUUGAAGUUUCAUGUUUCAGUCGUAAUAACAAAGGGUGUGAAAGAUGCAAUUCUGGUUAUCAUUACAACAAUAGUGAAUGUAAAAUGUGUUCGAAUCACUGUGAUAAUUGUUACAACACAACUUAUUGUUUAUCGUGCGAUCCACAGUAUUACUUGUCAUCAACCUUUACAUGUGAACCACUCGGCGAUUUAUUCACAAAAUGUGCAUUGACACUGCCGACGGGUGGUGGAUGUGCUAUUUGCAAAGACCAGUACUUCAAACAAGAAGCUGAUUGUAUUUCUUGUGAUGAGUCAUGUGGUACUUGUGUUGAUAGUACUACUUGUUUGAGUUGUCAAACUGAAUAUUUCAAACUUCCAGGAAGUAAAAGUAAAUUAUGGGUAUCAUAUGACAAUUUGACUAAUUGUGAAACAAAAACACUGAUUGGGUGUCUGUGGUGUGAAAAUGGAUAUUACGUGGAUAAUUACAUCUGCAAAACCCGUUCUGAUAACUGCAUCUCAUGUGACAACUAUCAAAAUUGUAAAAGCUGUGUAGAAAACGAUUAUGUGUUGGUUGACUCGCAGUGUGUGGAUUACAAAAGUGUCGAGUUUUGUUUGUCUGCAAACAAUUCAAAGUGCACAGAAUGUGAAGGAUUUCACGAACCAAGUGAUGCUGGUGAUUAUUGCGUCAAAGAGACAAAUUAUGGGUUGGUUGUUGGUGCGCCAAUGACAGUCACUUUUGUGAUCAUAGUGUUUAUUGUUGCUAUUAUAAUGGUAAUCAUAUCGAUGAUACAAAAGAGAAAACAGAAGAAAAAAGAGCAGAACAUUUGCAACUUUAAGAUGAGUCGGUCCAAUAUUGAGAUGAUGAAUUUGAGUGCGAAUUUAGUAACAAACAAGACAACACUGAAAUUUGAUUUAGACGACAACGAAUUACUAAAAAUUGACAUUGAGACAAGAGAUUUGAUAUGUAUUGGGAAUGUGUCUAAAAGUAACUUGAAAGUUCAAUUCAGUGUGAUGGAAGGGUGUGACUAUUAUGAAAUACGAAGUGUGCCACCACUUGUGACAUUGAAGCCUGGAUAUGCUUGUGAGUUUGAGAUUUUCAUCAAGCCGCUGUGUACUUGUGUUACUAAAGAACAUGUGGCAAUCACGUCGUUAAAUAUAACAACUGGUGUCAUUGAAAACGCUAAAGUUGAAAUCGAAAUCGAAACAGAACAAACAACCAAAUUGAAUUACAGAGAAAUCAUAGAAGACGAGAAGCUUGGCGAAGGCAGUUUUGGAAUUGUCUACAAAGGGCAAUACAGAGGAGUUUGUGUUGCUAUAAAAAAGAUGAAACAACUUGAUAACAAUGAAAAUGGUCUUUUAGAAUUUGAAAAAGAAGUUGCCAUGCUAGACAAGUUCCGAUGUGAUUACAUCAUCCACUUCUAUGGUGCUGUAUUUAUACCCAACAAGGUCUGUAUGGUCACCGAAUUUGCAGGAUUUGGAAGUUUACAAGACUUGAUGAAACACAAAAAGAGUGAUGAAAUUGAUAUGAAGUUGCGAACCAAAUUGUUACUAGACGCAUCGAUUGGUAUUCAAUAUUUACACGAGAAUGGAAUUUUACACAGAGACAUCAAACCAGACAACUUCCUUGUGUUAUCACUUGAUGUAAAUGAAAAAAUAAAUGCUAAAUUGACUGACUUUGGGUCAUCAAGAAAUGUCAAUAUGUUGCAAACUAAUAUGACAUUCACGAAGGGAAUUGGCACACCAAUUUACAUGGCGCCUGAAAUUUUAAAACAGGAGAAGUACAAGAAGAGUGCUGAUAUUUAUUCUUUUGCAAUGACUAUGUAUGAGUGUUUCAGGUGGAAAGAUGCUUAUGACAAAAUAGAAUUCAAGUACCCAUGGAAAAUCGCAGACUUUGUAACUGGUGGAAAUCGUCUUAAUAAAUCCGAAUUACUUAAUGAUGAACAAUAUGAAUUAAUAACAAAAUGUUGGGCUCAUGACAAAGAAGAAAGAACUAAUAUUGAAACCAUUAGAGAAAAGCUUGAAAAUAUGAUUAAGUGA
This is a messenger RNA of Entamoeba invadens IP1, 3504 nucleotides long. RefSeq names its product protein serine/threonine kinase, putative. The transcript has a single exon. The coding region runs from base 1 to 3504 and encodes 1167 amino acids. The record is from RefSeq and is a predicted model, not a curated record. Lineage: Eukaryota; Evosea; Mastigamoebida; Endamoebidae. Gene Ontology annotation, biological process: protein phosphorylation. Gene Ontology annotation, molecular function: ATP binding; protein kinase activity.